Molecule: messenger RNA, 2739 nt
Organism: Rhagoletis zephyria (snowberry fruit fly)
Lineage: Eukaryota; Metazoa; Arthropoda; Insecta; Diptera; Tephritidae
Product: venom carboxylesterase-6-like
Source: RefSeq, a predicted model, not a curated record
GUUAAGAAAACACCUUUUUUCUAAUUUUUUUUUUUGCGAUUUUAGUAGUAGUGUAUUUAUUUAUUUCCAAAAGGAUUUUGCGUCAAGUCUUAACAACCCACCUAUAGCACGGAGAAUCAGGCUUAUAGAUAAGGCGGAGACUCAUCGUUAAAAUAUACAAUGAAUGGAAAAUCGUUCAGUUAGUUAGGAAACUGAGAUUCCAGUCUUCGGGCAUGUAUUCAUCAGGCCAGAUUCUUCUUAAAAGCUGGUACAUGCGCCCCACCAACACUUCACUUUGAAAAACUCAACCAGUAUACCGUCAGCUACGGGGGCCUUGUUGUUCUGAAGCCGCCAUAUUGCUGUUCUCACCUCGUUUUGGGGCCAUGGGUUUCGUCCCUAUGCAUUGGUUCGGGUUCUUCUUCAUCAAGCGCGCCUUCCCAGUCGCCAUUUAAGCGCCACUCAAGCGUUCCCUCCAUAUCUCAAGUGUACUCUGGACAUGUGUUAUCAAAUUUCCGUCUUCAUCUUUGCAGGAGCAAGCCCCGGCUUUUACCACAAUUUUGAUUGAGUCCUUAUCAUUGAUUGACUCAUCAUUAAAAAAAAAACGUCUAUAUAGAACCUAAGGAAAUACUAUUAUCUGGGCGAGAUAUACAAAUGGUUAAAAAACCGGUAUUACUGUAUCAAGCUAACAGAAGUUUGAGCUGAUAUAUGUAGGAACUGACUUUUCAAACUGUGUUUGUAUUUCCCAUACUCUUUAAAACAUACACACCUACGCACAUGUAUGUUUAUGAAGCCGGGUAUAAGUCGCAGGUGCUGACAAACCGCACUGCCUAAUUAAGUUUCUAACUACCGCCAUUUGUUUGCACACGAUGUUUAAUUAUUUUUCGGUGUCUACAGAUAAUUGCUCGCGCGGGUGAAUAUUAUGUUGUCUUAAUAUUCCGCAGCCAUAAAUACUCCAAGCCGUGCUUUACUCUAAUCAGUUGGCAUUCGCAUUUGCUUUGUGAUCGCACUAAAAAAUGCAGCGCCUCAUUGUAGUUUGUGUUGUUCUCACCUUAGUUGUGUUAGAUUGCGUAGCGGCAAUCCAGGUGACCACUUCAUUGGGUGAAAUACUUGGCACAACAUUGAAAUCCCGUUUGGGUGCCGACUUCUAUGCAUUCCGUGGCAUACGUUAUGCACAACCACCAAUUGGAGAAUUACGAUUCCAAAAUCCUAAGCCCUACCCAUCAUGGAAACCGAACAUUUUAGAUGCUACACAAGAUGGGCCGAUGUGCCCGCAAGUCACAGAUAAUAUCACCGAUGCAUCGGAGGAUUGUUUACGUUUGAAUGUUUACUCCAAGGAACUAGUGGGAGCAAAGAAGCCAGUUUUGGUGUACCUGCAUCCGGGGGGAUUUUACAGUGUGUCGGGCCAGAGCAAGAACUAUGCUGGUCCACAGCAUUUAAUGGAUCGUGAUAUAGUUUUGGUGACCUUAAACUAUCGCUUAGGUACACUGGGUUUUUUGGCCACUGGCAGUGCUGAAGCACCUGGAAAUGCGGGAUUGAAAGAUCAGGUUGAAGCUUUACGUUGGGUGCGGGAUCAUAUUAGUGAUUUCGGUGGCGAUCCAAAUUCAGUGACAUUGCUGGGCUACAGUGCGGGCAGCUUUAGUAUUGGUCUGCACAUGAUGUCGCCUAUGUCUAAAGGAUUAUUCCAUCGCGGCAUAAUGAUGAGUGAUUCACCGUUGGCGCAAUUUGGAUACGAAAACAAACAGAAGAGACUGAGCGAUCGACAGGCAGAUUUGUUAAACUGUCCCCAAGAGCCAGAAACCGAGUUGGUGAAGUGUCUGAAGAAGAAAUCAAUGUUGGACUUUGUGAACACAGAAGCUCAAAUGUUUGAUUUAAACUGGAAUCCUAUUAUAAAUUGGAUGCCCGUGAUUGAGGACGAUUUUGGACAAGAGCGUUUCUUGGUGGAGGACCCAUUCGAGACCAUCCAAAGCGAAAAUCUUUACACAGUACCACUUAUAAUCGGUAUAACGGAGUAUGAGUUUAUCGGUGGUGCAUACAACCUCCUCAAUAAUGAGACCGCAAGGAACUGGUUGAACGAGGAUUUCGAAAAAUAUGCACCAAUUACACUUAUGUAUGAACGUAACACCACGCGUUCGAAAAAUAUAACCCAUACGUUGCACUCAAAAUAUCUAGGAAAUUCUACCUUGACGCUGCCUGAAUCUUUAGACCCAUUUGGAAAACUGUAUUCUGAUGGUAUCACUAUCUUUGCGUAUAAUCGUUUCCUGGAUUUAAUGUCACGACUUACGCCCGUCUAUACGUACCUCUUCACCUACAAAGGGCGUUACAGCCAUUUCCUGUAUAAUGGUGAAGUUUACGGUGCCGUACAUCACGACGAAUUGCUCUAUUUGUUACGGGUACCUGGUAUGACGCCUCUUUUCACGCAAAGUGAUCCCGAAAACGUGGUUAUUGAAAAUUUAACGCGUAUGUGGACGGAAUUCGCUAAAAAGGGAGAUCCCAAUAAUGAGAGCGAUCAAUACUUGAAAAAUUUGACAUGGCCACUGUAUUCCAGAGAUAAGAAGCCUUACCUAGUAAUAGGAAAGGAUUUGGUUGUUUCAGAAGGUGGCAUUUACACUGAAAGAUACCAAAUCUGGGAUGAGCUAUUUCCCGUACCGAAGACGUUCAACUAAGUAAAAUCUCUUAUGCACCUAAGUAAUCAUUUGAAGUGGAGCUUUAGCAAAUUCCCGGCAGUUACGAAACAUGUGCACAAAUUUUUUGGUUGUUUCU